Messenger RNA from Benincasa hispida (wax gourd), 1535 nucleotides. Its product is annotated as G patch domain protein. Lineage: Eukaryota; Viridiplantae; Streptophyta; Magnoliopsida; Cucurbitales; Cucurbitaceae. The record is from RefSeq and is a predicted model, not a curated record.
UUAAAAAAAAUUAAUGUCUGGUUUUGUGAGAAUUGACUAUCAUCUCAACUUCACGUUUUCUCUCCCCCCACGACCAUCGCACUCUCUACCUCUCUCUCUCCGAUUCUCUCUCGCGCACAAACUCGUCGGACACUGCCGCUCGCCUUGGUCAAGCGCCGCCUCAUCCUCCGAUCGGCUUCCGUUUGUCGCCGUCUCGUGCGCCGCCGUUUCGUCAUCGCUUCACCACCGCCGCCGUUUUCGACGGUGAUUAAGACGUAAAGUGGAUUUUGGGCUUAGUGUUCGUUUGUUUUGGUUUUUCGGCCAUUUGAUUCAGGUGACUAAAUGGACCUUGAGACAGAAAAUAGAAUAGCUGCAAUUCUAAUGAGAGAGGCAGCAGAAUUGCGUCGUCAGGCUGAGAAAGAUGGUGUGGAGGCCUUUCUACGGCAUCCUAAAGUCAGGGGUCGUCCAAAUUCCCGCUUCCUUACUGCAACUGUUCUUGGUGUACAACAAGCCAAUAAAGCUGUCGAAGUGAAUGAAAUGUGGAGAGUUCGCCAAAAGGAGCUUGAAUUGGAUGACAGACUUAGAGGCAAGUCAAGAGAUGGGAACAACGCCUCUAGGAGGCAGGGUAGUUUCAGAGCAUCCAGUGAUUUCAGCCAUGAUAUUCCCAGUAGUUCAAGCCCAUCUAAUAAAAGAGUUUCUGAGGAUUGCCUCUUAAGGGAGGAUCAAGGCUUAAAAGAUGAAGAACUUGAGGAAUUCUUACACUCAAGGACUAAGCGUGGCAGAGGUGCAGUUGGGUCACGAAUGGAUGAAACUGGUCCAUACCUUGCCCCUAACAAUGAGUCAGAUUUGAGUUGGCCAUCAUGCUCUAAUGCUACAGAUAGAAGUGUUGUUCAUGGACCAGAGAGGCCUAGUUUUCUGAAAUCAAGCAGCUCUUCCGAAAAGGAGACAGACAAUGAUCGACGGAAACGGUCAAAAAGAAGUUCACACAAACAGCAUAGAAAGGACCAUAAUUCUAAAAACAAGUCUGAGAAAAAGAGGAGAAAAGAAUCAAAGAAAAGCAAACGCCACAAAUAAGAUCCUUCAUAAUUGUUCGUUGCAGCGCGUUACUCUGUUCCUAAAGGUACCUCAUACUGGAGUUAUGUACAUCAUAACUAUAGAUUAUUGAAAGUAUAAGAUUAGGGAACCCUUGCUGGCCUGGAUUUCUCCUCUGCAUUUGUUUCGUUGGUUACAAUGUUCUAUGAAGAUGGUCAGAAUUUUGCACAAGUUAAAGCUUAAUUGAAGUUACAUCUGUGGGUUCUAUUUCUGUAUAUAACUAGGACAAGCUCAUAGAGUCAUAGCUCAACGGCUCUUACUGAAUUUCACUUUUUUAGAAAAAAUUAGCUUACUAUAUGAAUCAUUAUUGGAGCAGGAAUGUGUAUCCGAGAACUUUCUGAGUGAAUUCUUGGGGUAGAUUGAAUGACAGAUAUUCCUCCGUCUUUCUUAUCAGAAUGGUAGGAUAAUUGUAUAAACAGUGGAUGAAUUGAGUUGUUAUAUGUCAUGGGAUAAUUUUUCCUUAA